This is a messenger RNA of Monodelphis domestica (gray short-tailed opossum), 1690 nucleotides long. RefSeq names its product MLLT11 transcription factor 7 cofactor (gene MLLT11). Lineage: Eukaryota; Metazoa; Chordata; Mammalia; Didelphimorphia; Didelphidae. The record is from RefSeq and is a predicted model, not a curated record. Gene Ontology annotation, cellular component: cytosol; nucleoplasm. Gene Ontology annotation, biological process: apoptotic signaling pathway; positive regulation of mitochondrial depolarization; positive regulation of release of cytochrome c from mitochondria.
UGGGGAAGAGGGACAAGAGCCUAGAAUCUGGAGGGUAGGUAGGGAGAGAGAGAGGAGCAGAUAAAUGUACAAGAACUGUCGAGGCAUCCGUGUCCUGGGUAGACAGUAAUAUGGAAGAGAGAAACCUGGGACAGUGGUCGAUAGGGCAGAUGCUGAAUUAGCUGAAGUCACUCUCAGUGAUGAGGGAACAAUGGGAGUAGUUGCCUAGCCUGGCCCCCUCCCUGUUCACCCAGGAUUGAGGAGCAGAGUGGGAGAAAAUCGGGGACCGCUAAUCUUUCAGCUUUGCAUCAUGUGCUAGCUACCUAUCAGACACCAUCCUUGCAGAAAAGACACAGGGAAUGAGGAGCCAUGAGGGAUCCUGUGAGCAGCCAGUAUAGCUCCUUUCUCUUCUGGAGGAUGCCCAUCCCUGAACUGGACCUGUCUGAGUUGGAAGGCCUAGGUUUGCUGGACAUGGCCAUCUAUAAGACCCCAAACAGCAGCAAUGGGAAACUGACCAAGGAGGAGCCAAGUGGAGCUGAUCAGAAGAGUGGUCCUGAAAGCGAUGCCCUCCAUGAGUUCAGCACUUUCAACUUCUGGAGAGCCCCUAUUGCCAGCAUCAACUCCUUUGAGUUAGACUUGAUUUAAGGCUAAAAUCUUCUUCAUCACCAUUCCCGUAUUUUCUUCUUCUUUGGCCCCUUCCUCCCUAUCUACACUUUUUAGCCCUGCUUUCUUUGCUUCAUUGUGUUGAGGUGGUGCUAAAAUCUGCCAUGGAAUGGCUAUUUAUUUAUUGUUAUUUAUUUCCCUUUGUGUCAUAUCCUACCUAUGCCCCUUCCCUACCAAGUCCUUCAAAUCAUUUUGGAAGAGGUAUGAUUCUUCAAACAAAAAGUCCUAGGUACCCAAAUUCCAAAACGAGUCUGAAUGGGGGGGACAGGCACAAACCAACCCCUACUUGUAAACAAAGAGCAGUAGUGAGAGGUAUGGCAAACUGAUUCCUGACCUCAUUGUUACAGGCUUUAUAGUCUAUAAUCCUUUCUUGACACUACUCCUAGGCCAAUUGGUAAGGGUGGCUUUCUCAACAACCACUGAAAAUUCUGGGUUUUUUAUUUGGGAUUGUAUGCCACAAAAAGGUUAAGCCUAUUUCAAACAAUAAAGUAACCAAGUCUCUUCCCACAGAGGGAAGUCAAGGGUGAAGACUUAAACCCAAAGGCAAUACAUGUUGAAAAAUAGGAGCAAGUGAAAACACUUUAGCAAAUUCAGAAAUUAAAGCCCCUCCCUCCCUUCAACGAUGCUACAGUAUUUUCUUUUCUCCUCAAGAUUUCUCUUUCUCAGCUUUGUUCUUAAUUGAAAGUCAUGGGUAGGGUUACAGAAAGUUCACUAAGAAAAUACACUAAAAUCUCAAACUUUUUAACUGUUACUUUAUGACAGUCCCAUAGGGUUGGGAAAACAAGUUUUUAGCCUGUUGUCUUUAGCUCCAUCUGGUGAAUACAGUUUCAAUGGACCCCAGCUUCAACCCCUGUGGACUUACCAGACCAGUAGUCUCUAAUGCUUCAGGUACCUUGAGGGCAUAAAAUGAGCGGAUGGAUACCUUCUUCACACCCUGACACUUUAUCACACUAUCUUUGAGAAUUUUCCAUCCUUUCUCCAUUAUUGUUGCCCAUUUGUGCUGACAUUUCCUCACACAUCUAAUAAAGCUGAUUAAUUCAUACCUGAA